This is a messenger RNA of Ctenocephalides felis (cat flea), 4363 nucleotides long. Its product is annotated as jmjC domain-containing histone demethylation protein 1-like. NCBI's taxonomy places the organism in Eukaryota, Metazoa, Arthropoda, Insecta, Siphonaptera, Pulicidae. Gene Ontology annotation, molecular function: protein binding; DNA binding; transcription coregulator activity. Gene Ontology annotation, biological process: protein demethylation; regulation of transcription by RNA polymerase II. The transcript is spliced from 17 exons. The coding region runs from base 273 to 4175 and encodes 1300 amino acids. The record is from RefSeq and is a predicted model, not a curated record.
GCACUAGUUGAUAGCGAACGAGCGAGCGAGCGAGCGAGCGAGUAAGCGUACGUUGUAUGUCGCUUUGUAUCGAUGCCGAUGAAGUUGUAGUAGUAGUAGUGAGAGCGGGCAAGGUGUGUGGCAGUUUGAGUGUGUGUGUGACUAUGCGUGCUACUCGGAUCUUCAUAAAUGGCGCAGCCAUUGUCGUGUGUAAACGUGUGUAUCUCUCGGCCAGCUCAAUAACACCGAAAACAUCGCUAAAGUGAAAAACCGAAAAAUAUCAAGUGUCCACAAUGUCGGAUUCGACAGGCGGCAGCAAAAAACAUCUGACCAGACAACUGCGCGAAAGAAAACAACGAAAAUUGUAUUCAGAUGACUGGGCGCUCGGAGAUGAAGACAUCGAAGGGGCGCGAGUUUUCAGCGUCUAUGAAAAAUUGGAAUCUUCUAAAUUCGAUAAACCAGACAUGAUCCUGGAGAUGCACGGCAGCGAUCUGACUGUGGAAUAUCUUCAGAGACACGGUUUCAACACACCUCUGUUGUUUCGCGAAAAGACAGGUCUAGGACUUCGGGUGCCCACGAAGAAUUUCACAAUCAACGAUGUCAGAAUGUGCGUCGGAAGUCGCAGGGUCCUCGAAGUUAUGGACGUCAAUACGCAGAAGAAUAUACAGAUGACCAUGAAAGAGUGGCAGAAAUAUUACGAAGAUCCAGACAAGAAAGAACUCUUAAAUGUAAUUUCCCUGGAAUUCUCUCACACCAAAUUAGAGAAUUACAUUCAAUCGCCGACCGUUGUUCGGCAAAUUGAUUGGGUCGAUGUGGUUUGGCCUAGAAGAUUAAAAGAGAGCCAAACAGAAUCUACAAAUCUCAUAGACGAAAUGAUGUAUCCAAAAGUUCAAAAAUAUUGUCUGAUGUCUGUGAAGAAUUGUUACACCGAUUUUCAUGUCGAUUUUGGCGGCACGUCUGUGUGGUACCAUAUUUUAAAAGGCAGUAAAGUAUUUUGGCUAAUACCCCCAACAGAAGACAAUCUACAGAAAUAUGAAAAAUGGGUAUUAUCAGGAAAACAAUCCGACGUAUUUUUUGGCGACCAAGUAGAAAAAUGCGGACGUGUAAAGUUAACAGAAGGUAACACAUUUUUUAUACCUACCGGCUGGAUUCAUGCCGUCUACACGCCAUGCGAUUCUUUGGUGUUCGGUGGUAAUUUUUUGCAUUCAUAUGGAAUAGUAAAACAGCUGAAAAUAGCACAAGUUGAAGAUUCUACAAAGGUUCCGCAAAAGUUUCGUUACCCAUUUUUCACGGAAAUGUUGUGGUAUGUAUUGGCGCGUUAUGUGCACAUUCUCUUAGGGAAAGAUCAUCUCUAUGAUGAAAAAAAUGAAAAUGAUAUGGAAGAAGAGGAAGAUAGACAUGAUUCUAGUGCAUUUUUAAAUGGAAAACCUCAUGUCCAUUUAACAAAAAUGGAAUUGCAUGGACUUAAGGAAAUUGUUACAUUCCUUCAUUUACUACCAAAUCAUAAGAAAUCUCUUCCAGAAUUACUACGUAAUGCAGUAGCUUUAAUAAGGGACGUCAGGAAAGUUGUUGAAUUACAUUUUUGUGAUAAUGCCGAAUUGGCAAUUACUGGUAGACCAGUACUCACACCUCUAGAUUCUCCUUAUGGAAAUAAUCUACAACAUCCAUCUGGAGGUAGUUACGUAAGCAAUCAUUAUCUUCAUGAGAAAAGACUUCAUAACAAUUUAACUCCGGUCAGAAGCGUCGGUAGACCGCCAAAAAUUACAUACGAUAGUGAAGGAAAUCCUAUUCCACAUAGAGGGCCAGGAAGGCCGCCAGGUUCUAAAAAGAAUCCUAAUAAUUCAUCUUCGUCUUCAAUUGGUCAUCAUAAUAAUUCUGGUUCUAGUCCAAAUAUGGAUAAGAAUGGCGGACCUAGGAGACGUAGAACGAGGUGCAAAAAGUGUGAGGCUUGUCAACGUUCCGAUUGCGGCGAAUGUACUUUCUGUUUGGACAUGGUGAAAUUUGGUGGUCCAGGUCGCGCUAAGCAGACUUGCAAUAUGCGCCAAUGUUUACAACCGAUGUUGCCUGUUACCGCCGCUUGCGCACUUUGCGGCCUGGACGGAUGGGGAAGACCUCCGGUCGCAACGUCGCAGCAGGUCAGACCCCUACCCCAUCGAGAUGGUGCUCUAACAGCUUCCGCAUUGAUGGAAUGUUGCAUUUGCUAUGAAAUUGCGCAUCCAUCUUGUGUACGAAAGACAAUGUCACCAAAUUCAAUGGGAUCGGAAAACGCGGAAGGAGUUGUUAAUGAAGAUUUACCCAACAGUUGGGAGUGUCCACUGUGUUGCCGUUCUGGUAAAAAUGCAGAUUACAGGCCUCGUCAUUUCCGUGCGCGACAAAAGUCUUCUGACAUUCGAAGAAUGUCAAUAAGUAGUGAUGCAUCUUCUGCAAUUGAGCACAAACAUAUGAUUGAUAAUGAUGGUUGCAAUAGCAAUGGCUCUGAAGACGAAGAAGAAGAUGUUAAACCUACUCUACCUAUCAAGCAAGAACAUGAUGAUACUGAAAUACUCAAUUUGGAUACCAAAAAAAGAAAAAGUGAAGAAGGUGUUACCAUUACAAGCGCUAAAGAAGAACAAUCAGAGCCCCCUAGAAAAUUAGCUGUACGAAUGCAGUUUGCACACCACCUCAGUAGUAAUUCAACUAAGGUACUAAAGAAACCCAUGUACCCCGUUAGGCCUGGACCUUUAACCCAACCUGUGAUAUCUCAUGGAAAUCAUUAUGCUUUGGACACAAAUUGCCUUCUGAAGAUAUUUGAAUAUUUGCCACAAAGCGAACUGUUGAGGUGUGCAUUGGUUUGCAAAACAUGGGCAAAAGUUUCCAUAGACCCAUCACUAUGGAAAGUAAUGACAAUCAAACAGUGUCGUUUAAGUGCUUCAUUACUUUCGGGAAUAAUUAGACGUCAACCGGAGCAUCUAAUUCUAGAUUGGACUACCAUAGCUAAAAGACAAUUAAUAUGGUUGUUGGCUAGGUUACCUACUUUGAAAAUUUUAAGCUUACAGGGCAAUCCUGCAUCAGGAGUCAUAGGUUUAAGGACUUGUUAUUGUCCUCCAAUUCACGAUCUAGAUUUGAGUUUCGUACAAAGUUUUAAUGAUGCUGCUUUACGUGAUAUCUUAUCUCCACCUCUUGAUUCAAGACCAGGUUUGGCUGAUAGCAAAACUCGGUUAAGACAUUUACGAAUUUUAAAAUUAGCUGAAGUAGGCAAGCUCGAAACACCAAAACUUCAAGGGAAGUAUGACACUGGACAAUUAAUUUUACACCGUGUUUUUGGAUAUAGAGGCGUUGUAUUAUUUCCAUGGCUUGCCAGGGUCUAUGACAGAGAUCUGCCAAAUCAGCACCCAACUGCCACCGGGCCUGAUGAUAGCAAUAAUGUGGGGAAAGAAGUUAAAGGAAAAACACAUACGUUUUAUCAAGUUCUUAUUGAUUCUAGGGAUUGUCCGUAUAUAAGAGCCCAAACAGAAGCUGUUACAUUUUUGGGAAAUCAAGAAUCUAGUCGCAGUCUGUAUGCAAUACCAGGGCUCGAUUAUGUAGCUCAUGAAGAUAUAAUACCCUACACAUCAGCAGAAAGAACUCCAUUACAGCAUGAAUUGUUUGAUAAAUUUUUGGCACAUCAUCCAGAGAAAGAUCCCCCUUUUGAAGCUCAAGAUACUUUGCGAGCAUGGCAAAAAAAGAAUCAUCCUUGGCUUGAACUAUCAGAUGUGCAUAAGGAAACAACUGAAAAUGUUCGAGUUACUGUAAUACCUUUUUAUAUGGGCUGCAGAGAAGCACCUGCAGCUUCUGUAUAUUGGUGGAGGUAUUGCAUAAGGCUGGAAAACUUAGGAGAAUUGAGUGUCCAAUUACGAGAAAGACAUUGGCGUAUAUUUUCUCUGUCUGGUACUUUAGAAACUGUUAGAGGCCGCGGUGUAGUUGGGCAAGAACCAAUUCUUAGUCCAAGAUUACCAGCUUUUCAAUAUAGCAGUCAUGUUAGUCUACAAGCUCCAAGUGGUCAUAUGUGGGGCACUUUUAGAUUAGAAAGAGAAGAUGGUCAUACAUUCGAUUGCAGAAUUCCUCCAUUUUCCCUUGAAAGCAAACCUGAUGAAGGUCCCCCAACACCUCCUGAUCAUACCCCAGAACCACCAGAAGUAUCUAACAAUACAGCCACAAGUGCGGGAGCUGCUGUCUGAUUUAGUAUUGGUUUUCCUAUCGUUUAUGUAUAAUCUAAAUUUAUUUUGAUGACUCGUUAAUUUUAGUGUAAUUGUGACAAAAAGUAAAUGUAAUGAUUGUCCAGUGUUUUGAAUGUGGUGAGAAGAAGCCAUCUUGUCAGAGAAUCAGCUUUGUAUAAAUCGAAUGUAAAAUUAAUAUCUGCUGUUAU